UCGACCUCGCGAAGAUCGAAGAGCAGCUGGCCCCUGCAUACGAAGAACCGAGUCAAGCACCAGUAAACGAGCACCGAUGGGAAGACAUGGAAGAACCUCCGUCCGAGGAAGCGCUGGAUUCGGCUCGCCAUUGCUGCUCUCGCUUCUGCUGUUGCCGUUGCUUCCUUCGAUUUGCGUCGCCUACAGGCCGGGCGACAUCGUUCCCAUGGCUAGGAUGGGACAGUACCACUCCUACAGGUCGCCGUGGCAAGACGUGAUCGGCCGCCACUGCCCUAUAUUUGCCGUUAAUCGCGAGGUAUUGGUUCCAAUUCCGAGACCGGAGGGUUUUACGAACGCUGAUCCUUACAAAGUAUCAUUCCAAGUUGGAAGAGAGAAGUUUCUAGUCCCGUGGCUUUUUCUUAUAAAUCGCAGCGGUAAAGAGGUGCCGAUGAUUGAUGUGCAUUUGAGAUACUCGGGAAGUGAUUUGCUUGGUGUGACAGCCAAAGUCGUGGACAUGCCUCACCAUUAUGUUGAAAUUCAUCCUGACAUCCAGAAAAAAUUUUGGGAUGUCAAUAGUUGGCCAAAACAUGUGCUCGUCAGAUACUCGUGGGAGGAGCUGUCAGAGAUUGAUGUGACUUCUGGAUUUUAUGUUUUGUUCGGAUCAGGACUCAUCCUUUCUUUCAUACUCUCAAUCUACGUCUUGCAAUCAUCCAAGGAAAAACUAGCGAGGUUUGUCAAAGAAACUGUUGCAGAGAGCAGCAUGCCUGUCGACGGAGUGGCAAAAGUUGAGUGACAAAUUGUUGGAAUGUUAGGGAAAGGGGAUCUGUGUUUUAACAGACAAAAAGCUUAACCUGCAGGAUUUUUUGUCUACAGUCUCUACAUGGCCAGAAAGAUGUGAGCUAUACCUGUAUUUACGUACUGGCUUGUGUUGGCCAAAUUCAUACGGUGCCUCUUAAGAAUGUUCAAAUUGCAUCCCUCCUUGAGCCUGUGAGCAUAGCCCAUAUACAGUUCUCUAUGAAAAUGUUCACCCGUAGUUACUAUUGGACAUUGUUUCUUUAUUCCGAUAGCUGGCUUUGAUUUACAGUUCUUGGACUUUUUUAGUAGAAGUUACUUUACGUUGAGACUGAGAAUUAGCUUAUGUUAAGUCUGCAUGUGUUGCAAACUUCCAAUGAUAUUGAUUAUUGAACUCAUUGAAGAUCUUUGGAUUGUUUUA
Messenger RNA from Rhodamnia argentea, 1192 nucleotides. RefSeq lists its product as uncharacterized. The record is from RefSeq and is a predicted model, not a curated record. The coding region runs from base 77 to 772 and encodes 231 amino acids. The transcript is spliced from 10 exons. NCBI's taxonomy places the organism in Eukaryota, Viridiplantae, Streptophyta, Magnoliopsida, Myrtales, Myrtaceae.